UCCUCUCCUAAAGAUCCCGAGCUUUCUGUUAUCCUUAUAAGGUAGAGUGAUCAUUAAUACAAGUUACCAGGUUAUCUCAUCUGAGAAAAGUGAGCUCACCCCAAACAUAUUUGGGAUUCCUGAAGGAAAAUAAAUAGGUUUAAUUAGGUUCUCACCCAAUAAAAAUCCCAAGACAUCAAUCAGUAAGGGAGUUUUAAUGGAAGAAGUAACCUGUAAACCUCAAAGUAACAGAGCAGACUGUGCAGAUGGCAUUGACCAUUGCAAACUGAAAUACUCUUGUAAUCUGGAUGCAAGAUAAAUAACAAGUUUAAGAAAUAUUUGUUUUUUUAAAUUGCGAUAGAACUUAUAAUGCCAUCAUUAACCCAUCCCAAUUUCAGUAUCAGAGCACUCUCUAAAGAGGGUCACUUGAAAGAGGCGCUACACAUUCUCCUUACCACACACAACCCUCCUGUGAACUCUGCUACAUAUAUUCAGCUGUUGCAGUCCUGCAUUGCGAAGAAUUCGUUUUGUGAAGGUAAACAAUUGUACUCUCACUUUAAUGACAAGGGACAUACAUUUGUAACAGACAGGCUUUUAGAAAGUAAACUUAUUCACAUGUAUGAUAGGUGCGGAUGUUUGGUGGAUGCUCGGAAAGUUUUCAACAAUAUGACGGAACGAGAUAUUUUAUCAUGGAAUACAAUGAUUGCAGCUUACAGAGGGCAUGGGAUUCCUCAAAAGUCAUUUACACUGUUUCGCCAAAUGCAGUUAAUAGGCGUGAAGCCCGAUCAAUUCACAUUUGCCAGUGUGCUUCCAGCAUGCGCCAAAAUGAGAGCUUUGGAACAGGGUAUGCAAAUCCAUGGAAGAAUAAUUGAAGGAGGUUUUUUGUCAGAUGAUGUAGUUAUGACUGGCCUGAUAGACAUGUAUGCAAAAUGUGGAGAAGUAGAGAAGGCACACCAGGUGUUUGACAAAAUGCGUCAAGCGGAUGUGAUCUCAUGGACUACAGUAAUUGCUGGAUAUGCUCGAAAUGGUUUUGAUGAGAAGGCUUUGGAAGUUUUUAGGCAAAUGCAACUGGAAGGUGUGAUUGCUGACUCAUCAACAUUUGCCAGCGUUCUCUCGGCUUGCGCAAAGCUUGGAGUUUUGAAACAGGGGCUAGAGAUCCAUCGAAAUAUAAUUGAAAGUGGAUUUUUGUCAGGUGAUGUACUUGUGACUGCCCUGAUACAUAUGUAUGGAAAAUGUGGAAGUAUACAAAAGGCGCGUGAAGUGUUUGACAAAACGUGUCAUGCAAACGUGUUCUCAUGGACUGCGAUGAUUGCAGGAUAUGCACAAAAUGGUGAUCUGAAUGAGGCUUUGAGGCUGUUCAAAGAAAUGCCUCAAAGAAGCGUAGUCUCAUGGACUGCAAUGAUUGCUGGAUGUGCACAAAAUGGGUUUGUGGAAAAAGCUGUAGAAAUUUUCAAGUUAAUGCAAUCGGCUUGUGUAAAACCAAACUCAGCAACCUUCGCCAGUACGCUUCCAGCCUGUACAAAAAUGGAAGAUUUGGGAUUCGGUAAAGAAAUCCAUCAAAAAAUUAUUGAAAGUGGAUAUAAUUCAAAUGUUAUAGUUGUGAAUGCUCUGAUAGGCAUGUAUGCAAAUUGUGGAAGCAUACAAAAAGCCCAAAAAUUGUUUGACAGAUGUGCUCGGCAAAGUAUGGGAUCAUGGAAUACAAUGAUUUUAGGAUAUGCACAAAAUGCAGCUCUUGAUGAGGCCUUAAGGCUUUUGAAAGAUAUGCCUCAACAAAAUGUGGUCUCUUGGACUGCAACCAUUGCCGUUUGUGCACAAAGUGGUCUUGUUGAAGAAGCCUUGGAAAUUUUUAGGCAAAUGCAAUUCACUAGUGUAAAGCCAGGUUCAGUAACCUUUUCCAACAUCCUCCCAGUAUGUGCUAAAUUGAGAACUUUAGAAACGGGCAUUGAAAUUCAUCAAAAAGUGAUAGAGAGUGGAUUCUUUUUAGAUGUUAUGGUUGUGACUUCCCUCAUAGAUAUGUAUGCUAAAUGCGGAAGCGUACAAAAGGCUCACAAUUUGUUUGACAAAAUGCCUCAUCGAGAUAUCGUUUCAUGGAAUGUAAUCAUUGCUGGUUAUGCGCAUAAUGGAUUUGUUGGAAAGGCGUUGGAGGUUUUCAAGCAAAUUCAUUCGGAAGAUGUAGAGCCAGAUUCUGUAACCUUUGCCAGCAUUCUCGUAGCAUGUUCUAAAAUGGGAGCUCCUGAUCAAGGUAUGGAAGUUCAUCAUCAACUAAUCGAACAUGGAUUUUUAUCAGAUGAUAUAGCUGUGACAACCCUUCUAGACAUGUAUACAAAAUGUGGAAAGAUAGAUAAGGCACAUCAAUUGUUUGACAAGCUACCUCAACAAAAUGUUGUCACAUGGUCGGUAAUCAUUGCUGGAUAUGCACAAAAUGGCCUUGUUGAAAAAGCGUUGGAGAUGUUCAAGGAAAUGCAAGUAGCAGGUGUAGAGGCAGACAUAUCCACCUUUACCAGCAUCCUCCCAGCUUGUGCCAAAUUAGGAGUUUUGGAACAGGGUAUGGAGGUCCAUAAAAAAAUAAUGGAAAGCAAAGUUAUGUCAGAUGGCGUUGUCACAAAUGCACUAAUAGACAUGUAUGCAAAAUGUGGAAGUAUAGAAAAGGCACACAAAGUGUUUGAUAAAAUGCAGUAUCCAAAUGUGGUCUCAUGGACAACGUUGAUUGCAGGAUAUGCAAUGCAUGGCUACAGCAAGGAUGCCCUAAAACUUUUUGAACAAAUGAAUCACUCUGGAAUCAACCCUAACCAUGUAAGCAUGGUUUCUGUUUUAUUUGCAUGCAGUCAUGCAGGUCUAGUAGAUGAUGGUUGUAAAUACUUCAACCGCAUGAGUGAUUGCUAUUGCAUUACGCCUGCAAUGGAUCAUUUUGUAUGUAUGGUUGACCUCCUUGGUCGUGCUGGCUUUCUUCAAGAAACCCUAAACUUUAUUAUCAAAAUGCAAGUAAAACCUGCUGUGACUGUGUGGAUUUGUUUUCUUGGUGCUUGUAGAUCAUAUAGGAAUUUAGGGUUAGGAGAAUUUGUGGCAACACUUCUUUUUGAGAUGGACUAUAAAAAUGCUGCACCAUAUGUUCUUCUAUCCAACAUUUAUGCAGAUGUGGGCAGGUGGGGUAGCAUUCAAAAGGUGAGGAAAUUAAUGAAAGAUAAUGGAAUUAGAAAGAAUCCUGGAUGUAGUUGGAUAGAAGUCCACAAAAGUCUACACGUCUUUUGUGCAGGGGACAGAUCGCACCCACAAACACAUGAAAUCUAUUCAAAAUUGGAGGAAUUGUCUUGGGAGAUGAAAGCGGUAGGGUAUGUUCCUGAUACAAGACUUGUAUUGAAUGAUGUGGAGGUGGAGGAGAAAGAAUUAUUGCUUUGCUACCAUAGUGAAAGACUGGCAAUGGCCUUCGGUUUGUUAUACACAUCCCCUGGAACAACUAUUAGAGUUGUUAAAAACCUUCGAGUAUGUCAUAACUGCCACACUGCAACCAAAUUUAUCUCAAAGAUUAUUGCAAGAGAAAUUAUUGUGAGAGAUGCAAACCGAUUCCAUCAUUUCAAAGAUGGACUAUGUUCUUGUGGAGAUUACUGGUGAUGCUGAGUGAAUCAGACUACAAAUCAGGCUCGCAUUAUACCAAGAUGUGCUGUGUGAGACAUGAAGUGGUAAGAAGGAAACUGAUCUAUUUUCGGUUUUUAAAUUUUUUUUUUCUUAAAUGUUUGAAGAGAUGGAACGUGCUGUUAAAUAUAUCAAACCAUAUUGUAUGGUAUGCAUGUCUUCCUGGAUAUAAUGAUGGAGUUGAAAGCCUUGCUUUA
This is a messenger RNA of Cryptomeria japonica (Japanese cedar), 3806 nucleotides long. RefSeq names its product pentatricopeptide repeat-containing protein At2g03880, mitochondrial. Gene Ontology annotation, biological process: RNA modification. The transcript has a single exon. The record is from RefSeq and is a predicted model, not a curated record. Gene Ontology annotation, molecular function: protein binding; RNA binding; zinc ion binding. NCBI's taxonomy places the organism in Eukaryota, Viridiplantae, Streptophyta, Pinopsida, Cupressales, Cupressaceae. The coding region runs from base 349 to 3588 and encodes 1079 amino acids. Gene Ontology annotation, cellular component: intracellular membrane-bounded organelle.